Molecule: messenger RNA, 3285 nt
Organism: Brienomyrus brachyistius
Lineage: Eukaryota; Metazoa; Chordata; Actinopteri; Osteoglossiformes; Mormyridae
Gene: cdk11b
Product: cyclin-dependent kinase 11B
Exons: 20
Coding region: 106-2592 (828 amino acids)
Biological process (GO): protein phosphorylation; regulation of mitotic cell cycle
Cellular component (GO): nucleus
Molecular function (GO): ATP binding; cyclin-dependent protein serine/threonine kinase activity
Source: RefSeq, a predicted model, not a curated record
GGAAAUACGUCAUUUCAAAUCGGCUUAGACCGGAAGUUUGUCGUGUUGUAGGUGCCGCGGUGGUGGAGUGCGCGGAGGAAAAUUCACAGAGCUACGUCAGCGCUGAUGGGGGACGAGAAAGACACCUGGAAGGUGAAAACACUGGAUGAGAUUCUUCAGGAGAAGAAACGCAGGAAGGAGCUGGAAGAAAAGUCUGAUGCAAAGCGUCAGAAAAUUGUGGAAGAACGUGAAGCCAAACGGGACACCCCAGAGGAGGGUGAGCUCCGAGACAACAGAAUGGAAAUAACGAUCCGGAACUCGCCAUACAUUAGGGAGGAUUCCACAGAGGACAGAGGGGAGGAGGAUGAGUCGCUGGCCAUCAAGCCCCCACAGCAGAUGGCACGGAAGGACAAGUCACACCACAGGAAGGAGGAGAAGCGGAAGGAGAAGCGGCGGCGGCGCAGUCACUCUGCAGAGGGAGGGAAGCACAUGAGGUCCAAGGACAAGGAGAAGGAACGUGAGAACGAGCGGCGCAAGCGGCAGCGCGAGGAACAGGACAAGGCGAGGCGUGACUGGGAGCGGCAGAAGCGGAGGGAGCUGGCGCGUGCACACUCACGCAGAGAGAGGGCUUCUGGGAGACGUCCUGACAGGCUGCCCCCCUGUUCCCCCCUCACCAUGGCCCGCAGGGACCGCCUGGAGCAACUGGAGCGACAAAGGGAGCGAGAGCGCAAGCUUAGGGAGCAGCAGCAGAAGGAGCAGCGGGAGCUAAAGGAGCGAGAGAGAAGGGCGGAGGAGCGCCGCAAGGACAGGGAGGCGCGCAGGGAAGUGCCGUCCCACCACCGCGGGAUGGCCGAUGAAUAUGGGGAGAAGUCCCGACAGGGUCACCGUAGCCGCAGCCCCAGUAGGCAGCAGCGCGAGCGGCUUGACCACCCCGAUAGCCGGAAACCAGUGGUGAGAGAAGAGAAACCUGAGGACAGAGACCUCUUAUCAGACCUACAGGAUGUCAGUGACAGUGAGAGGAAGACUAGUACAGCAGAGUCUUCCUCAGGAUCGGGUACAGGCUCUGAGGAGGAGGAGGAAGAAGAAGAAGAGGAGGAGGAGGAAGAGGAAGAAGAAGAGGAGGAAGAAGAGGAGGAAGACACCAGUAGUCAGAGCGAGGGCGAGGAGAUGGAGUCUGCCUCCAACUCACAGGGAUCCGCACAAAGCGCAGAUGAGGUGAGUGAGGAAGAGCACUCAGAGGAAGACUACCAGGACGAGCGGGAGAAUGGGAACCACGUUUCUGCUGAUCCUAUAACAGCCAUGGUUCUCUUUCCGCCAUGGCGUUCAGUCCCAGAAUCCCGCUUCGACCGUGACACGGAGGGCAGCGUGGAGGAGGAGGAGCCUGAGGAGGGCGAGCCCACGCCUCCCAGCCACUCCCGCUCCCCCACUCCCGAAGAAAGCUAUGUACCCGACUCUCCCCCCAUCUCCCCUGUGGAGCUGAAGAAGGAGCUGCCCAAGUACCUGCCUGCACUGCAGGGCUGUCGCAGUGUGGAGGAGUUCCAGUGCUUGAACCGGAUAGAGGAAGGCACGUAUGGUGUGGUCUACAGAGCCAAAGACAAGAAGACAGAUGAGAUUGUGGCCCUGAAGAGGCUGAAGAUGGAGAAGGAGAAGGAGGGCUUUCCCAUUACCUCGCUCAGGGAGAUCAACACCAUCCUGAAGGCCCAGCACACUAACAUAGUGACAGUUAGGGAGAUUGUUGUUGGGAGCAACAUGGACAAGAUCUACAUUGUGAUGAACUAUGUUGAGCAUGACCUCAAGAGCCUAAUGGAGACCAUGAAGCAGCCAUUUCUACCAGGUGAGGUGAAAACCUUAAUGAUUCAGCUGUUGCGAGGUGUCCGCCAUCUGCACGACAACUGGAUUCUGCAUCGGGACCUGAAGACGUCCAACCUGUUACUCAGUCAUAAGGGGAUACUGAAGGUGGGGGACUUUGGCCUGGCGAGGGAGUACGGCUCCCCCCUGAAGCCAUAUACCCCAGUGGUGGUGACGCUGUGGUACCGGGCUCCUGAGCUCCUGCUAGGUGCCAAGGAGUACUCCACAGCUGUGGAUAUGUGGUCCGUAGGUUGCAUCUUUGGGGAGCUCUUGACCCAAAAGCCCUUGUUUCCUGGAAAAUCAGAAAUCGACCAGAUUAAUAAGAUCUUUAAGGAUUUGGGGUCACCGAGUGAGAAGAUCUGGCCAGGCUAUAACGAGCUUCCUGCUGUGAAGAAGAUGACCUUCACCGAGUAUCCCUACAACAACCUCCGCAAGCGCUUUGGGGCUCUGCUGUCUGACCAAGGUUUUGAUCUCAUGAACAAGUUCCUAACUUACUGUCCGGCCCGGAGGAUCUCUGCAGAUGAGGCACUCAAACACGAAUACUUCAGGGAGACGCCACUGCCCAUCGAACCCGCCAUGUUCCCCACGUGGCCGGCCAAGAGCGAGCAGCAGCGUGUGAAGCGUGGAACCAGCCCCCGGCCCCCAGAGGGCGGCCUGGGCUACAGCCAGCUGGGAGAUGAUGACUUGAAGGACACUGGCUUUCAUCUGACCACCACGAACCAGGGAGCAUCUGCAGCCGGACCUGGGUUCAGCCUGAAGUUCUGAUACGGGCUUUCAGACACUGACUGACGUGAUGGAGUUCCCAUGGCACCUUCUGUCUCGUGGGUGGGGGAUGGACUCGUUCUGAGAGAAGCCGCUGAUAAAGGCACCCAUGUGACUGAGAGACACUGGACGCCAUGGAGAAGAUGCCCGUUGCUUGUUCUCGGUGAGAAAGCAGAAAAGACUAUUUUUAAGACUGAGAGUGAGUUUAUUUCACUCCGAAGUUCCUCCUGAUGAUUCCAGGGAGGGAAUCUUGCUGAUUUGUUCUGAGUGACGCCCAGGAGGAAGGUCCAGUUAAAAGCUCCUUUCUUUCCCUUUCAUGUGAGCAGGUAAUCCCACCCUGUCCAGAUGUAAGAAAUGUUUUGCCCCAAUAUAAACUCCUAUUGCGUCUGGACUACGCGUUCAUCUCAUGCUUGUGACAUCGGACCCCUGCAGCUGUAGGUUAUCAGAAGUUCUCUGGAAUUCAACAACCGGGACUAUUGUCUCUUUGGUAGAGAGAACUGGUUUGUUUUAUUUUUCCUUUUACUACCAGCUGAUUUUUUUUAAAAAAAACUAAAUUUUCACUUCACCGUGGUGAUCCUGUACUAGGUAAUAGGUUGAUAAACCGACGAUGAAGUGAAAUGAUCUAUCCAUUUAAUUCCGACCAGGGGAUUGAUUUGGAAGAUGUUAUUCUUAAAAUAAAAUUAUCUUUGACACUUA